Messenger RNA from Syzygium oleosum, 2408 nucleotides. Its product is annotated as cysteine-rich receptor-like protein kinase 10. Gene Ontology annotation, molecular function: protein kinase activity; ATP binding. The record is from RefSeq and is a predicted model, not a curated record. Gene Ontology annotation, biological process: protein phosphorylation. The transcript has 7 exons. The coding region runs from base 114 to 2102 and encodes 662 amino acids. NCBI's taxonomy places the organism in Eukaryota, Viridiplantae, Streptophyta, Magnoliopsida, Myrtales, Myrtaceae.
GUACUAGAUCUUCCGAAUAGCUCACAGCAAAAAUAUCUUGAAGAGCAGACCAUGCUCUUCUUCUCCCUGUAGUUCCGUGCCCGUGCCCCUGCCGAAAGCCCAAGCUAUUCAUCAUGAGUUCUUGCUUCACCAUCUCCAUCUCUCUCUCCUUCUUCUUCUUCUUCAUCCAAAUUUUCAGUUCUGAGGCUGCACCCGAAUAUCUGUAUCAUGAUUGCCCAAACACCACCCUCUUCACUUCCAACUCCACCUACCAAUCCAACCUCAACGCCCUCCUCUCCUCCCUCUCCUCCUACGCCACCAACAGCACCGAUGGCUUUGCCAACGCCACUGCCGGCCAAAACCCUCCCGACCGGGCCUACGGGCUCUUCCUCUGCCGCGGCGACCUCGACACCGCCGCGUGCAGCGACUGCGUGGCCACCGGAAAACAGGGUAUCCUCCAAAGAUGCCCCAACCAGCAAGUCUCCGUAAUCUGGUACGCUGAGUGCAUGUUGCGGUACUCGAACCAGCCCACCUUCUCGGUCAUGGAGCGAGAUCCGUCUGCCAUUUUGUACAACACAGGGAACAUCACCGACUCAACUCGGUUCACGCAGCUCCUGGGAGAAAACCUGAACGACGUCGCCACGAGGGCUUCAACUGGCGGGUCAGGGAAGAAGGUCGCGGUGGCACAGGCGGACUUCACGAGCUUGCAGAAGCUGUACACACUCGCGCAAUGCACUCCGGACUUGACAGCGUCAGACUGUGACACGUGCCUCCAUUACGGGAUCGGUAAUCUGGUUUCGGGGAAGCAAGGCGGGAGGGUGCUCACUCCGAGCUGCAACGUGAGGUACGAGCUCUACCCAUUUUAUAACACCUCGGCCCUGCCCGCGCCGGUGCCUCCGCCUCCCGCUUCCGCUCCGGUGAUCGAACCUAAAGGCACAAGCAAUAAAACUACCGUGAUUAUCGUCGCCGUCGCCAUUCUUGUUGGCAUAGGCGUGGUGCUUCUCUUCCUUGCUUGUUGUUUCUGGCGGAGGAAAGUGACCAAGACGUACGAAGUCGUCCAAGAAGAUCAAACCGGCGUGAACGAAAUUACAGAUGCCGAGUCCUUGCGGUACGAUUUAGCCACUAUACAAGCUGCCACGGACAAUUUCUCUGAUCAAAACAAGUUGGGUGAGGGCGGAUUCGGUGAAGUUUUCCAGGGUAGGCUUCCUAAUGGACAACAAAUAGCCGUGAAGAGACUAUCUCAAAGCUCGGGACAAGGUGCCGAAGAAUUUAAGAACGAAGUCGUUUUGGUAGCGAAGCUUCAACAUCGGAACCUUGUGCGGCUGCUUGGGUUCUGCUUGGAGGGUGAAGAAAAACUGCUUGUUUAUGAGUUUGUGCCGAACAAAAGUCUCGACUACUUUCUAUUUGAUCCUGAAAAGAGCAGACAAUUGGAUUGGUCGAGACGCUACAAAAUAGUAUGUGGGAUUGCUCGAGGAAUGCUCUAUUUACAUGAGGACUCUCGACUUCGGAUCAUUCAUCGCGAUUUGAAAGCAAGCAAUAUCUUGUUGGACAGUGAAAUGAUCCCGAAGAUUUCAGAUUUCGGUAUGGCAAGGAUUUUCGGAGUUGACCAAACACAGGAAAAUACCAAUAAAAUAGUGGGCACUUUUGGUUACAUGUCACCUGAGUAUGCAAUGCAUGGGCAAUUCUCCGUGAAAUCCGAUGUCUAUAGUUUCGGUGUCCUACUUCUUGAGCUCGUUAGCGGUAAGAAGAAUAGUUUCUUCUACCAAGCAGAUGGGGGUGAAGAUUUUGCUAGCUAUGCCUGGAAAAAUUGGAGAGACGGUACGCCAUUGGAAGUGUUAGAUCCAGCCAUUGAAGACUCGUAUUCAAGAAAUGAAGUUCUUAGAUGCCUCCACAUUAGUCUGCUUUGCGUUCAGGAAGAUCCAAUGGAUAGACCCACAAUGGCAAACAUAGUCCUUAUGUUGAGCAGCUACUCUGUUACUCUUGCACAGCCCCAACAACCGGCCUUCUUCCUCCGGAGUAGGACGGAGAGAUCGACGAAGGAUCUCGAAUCGGACCAAUCCACCAGUAGGUCUAUGGCAGUGUCAAUUAAUGAGAUGUCAGUCUCUGAAGUUGACCCCCGGUGAACGGUGAUAGGAGUGGAAGUCUUUCUUCAUGAUUGUCUCAGAGACCUUGAUCUGAAGUAUCCUUGGCAUUCCACUGCGAUCAUUGAUGAACAAUGAGCAAUAUCUAUGUCCUGUAUAUCUGAAAGUACAAAGUGUCUUCUCAUUGAGGCAAAUCAUGGUUUGAUCCACUAGAGUGGCAUGAUUUUCUCACAGUACUUUUCAUGAUAUAUGAUAAGGUAUAUCCGUUUGCACACGCACCGUAUUAUUUUCAUCACAGUUAUUAGAAAUCAAGGUCAUAGACCUCACCUCCAGAUAUAUUCCUUUGCA